AGUUAUGAAAGUUCUUAUGAAAGUUCUUUCCGGAGUCAGACUAUAUAAUGUCAUUUAUCCCUAUUACUUCCCUGCAGAUUCGUUAGAGAUCCACACCGAAGGCUCUUUGCGGACAUUCAGAGGAAUCAUGUUGGGAUCAGUGGUUAUUGGUAUAGGCAUCGCAGGAUGUGUGCGAAUGAGAGAUUUACUCGCUCCUCUGCCGUCCAGCGCUGCUGAGAAGUUCAGCAUCAAGGGCUUUGUGUCCAGGAGGAGUCUUGAAGACCAGCAGGGUGUGAAGCAGAUCUCGAUGACGGAGCCGUUGAGCAGAGAUGACAUCCAUGUGGCGUUCAUAUGCACGGAAAACACCAGCCAUGAAGAGCAAAUCAGGCAGUUUCUGGAGGCGGGAAAGCAUGUGUGUGUUGAGUAUCCCGUAACCCUCAGCUACGAGUCUGCAGUGGAUCUGUGGAAUCUGGCUCAGGAGAAGGAGCGGGGUCCAGGACUGGGCAGAGCCAAACACAUACACUUUCGCUUCCAGGACGCCACCAUCACGAAGCUUCCUGCAGGUCAGCGGGAGCCGGUCAGUCUGUUCAUGCAGGAUCUGGUGCUGUUCGGCCGGAAGCUGCAGGGUGAAGUGUCUGCCGCCGAGCUCCAGGAGGAGAGGAGCAGGAUCUUACACUGUCUGCAGCUGGCAGAACGCAUUCAGCAGCUCAGUGAAAGCACUCAGGCCUGA
This is a messenger RNA of Sinocyclocheilus rhinocerous, 709 nucleotides long. Its product is annotated as biliverdin reductase A-like. The record is from RefSeq and is a predicted model, not a curated record. Bases 5 to 709 code for a protein of 234 amino acids. Gene Ontology annotation, molecular function: nucleotide binding. NCBI's taxonomy places the organism in Eukaryota, Metazoa, Chordata, Actinopteri, Cypriniformes, Cyprinidae. The transcript has 5 exons.